Cantharellus anzutake is the source of this 1023-nucleotide messenger RNA. RefSeq lists its product as uncharacterized. Lineage: Eukaryota; Fungi; Basidiomycota; Agaricomycetes; Cantharellales; Hydnaceae. The record is from RefSeq and is a predicted model, not a curated record. The transcript has 4 exons. Bases 328 to 939 code for a protein of 203 amino acids.
GUGGUCCUAUGGAUUGGGAGGUCCCAUAAGAGUUCGAGUUGCCAGUGCUUGGCGAGAAAGGAAGAGGCUUUCCCCCAAAUCAAGGCUCGUGCCUAUUUUGAACACCGAGCACCUUGCUCAUGAUCAUGGAUGGGAGUGCCUUACGCUCUAAUUCUGAAUGGUGCUCUCCUUCAAAGCAGUGAUGAUGGUCGUUUCAUAAUAGCCAUGCAAGGCCCGAAGAGUUGCUGACUGGAUUGGAUAAUUUCAGUGCUGAGUGCCAAAUUGCUUCGCGUGUCACUUAUGGGCCAGCCUCCCCCUCCCCCACCCAGUAAUUACUAACGUAUAUAUAUGCCUUCUGGCUUGAUCAUGUUCUUUGCCAGUCUGCAAAUUUGUAUUUCCCAGUUUCUCUGGGUCCGGGAAUCGGAAUUCUUAGUUGACAGCUGUGUUUUCCACUCACGCUCAGUUCGUCAAGCUAUGGUUGGCACUGUCAAAGACAUGUCUACUAAGAGGCAGUCCAUUGCUGAGGCUAUGGCUAGUAUACCGUCUAUCGCAUGUCCAUUUGUAUGCGGGCGCACUAUUCUGGGAGAACCAUUGCCUCCUUACGCUUUCCAAUGGAUUCUGGCACAGUUGUGGCUGCUGAUCAACCAAGGCACAUACAAUACAGAGCGCCCGCGGCGGUGGAACAAAAAGUCAAAGCGCGCGCGGAAAAAUAAAAUGAAGAAGGGAUGGACCCCGAGAAUCUGGAAGCGUGAGGUCGGCUGUUGCACACGGGCAAGGAGAGGCUGGAAGAACUGGCGAUCUAAUCAGCGGAGGAGCAGACAGGGUGAAGAGUUCCCCCUUGAAGAAGUGGCUGAAACGAUCGUCAAUGACCCGCCAACACCCGAACAGGUACAACGAGUAACCGGCAGACCGCCAGUAGUGUAUCUUGUUGGGUCCUCCAUUUAUGUUACGAUGUAUUAAAUUUGAAGCCCUAGCUGUGGACUUGGUGGGUGGCGUAACAAAGUUUGUGUCAUGUAAUAUGGAAUUCACCCCAGGAUGAUUGAA